This is a messenger RNA of Centruroides sculpturatus (bark scorpion), 760 nucleotides long. RefSeq names its product calmodulin-alpha-like. Gene Ontology annotation, molecular function: calcium ion binding. The transcript is spliced from 2 exons. The record is from RefSeq and is a predicted model, not a curated record. Lineage: Eukaryota; Metazoa; Arthropoda; Arachnida; Scorpiones; Buthidae. The coding region runs from base 227 to 676 and encodes 149 amino acids.
AGUUGAUGUAUUAUUUUUUUCUUCGUUUCUUUUAAAUCACACGUAAAAUUGACAUCCUAGAUACGAAUUUUGUCGUAAUUACCGUGUAUAUAAUAUAAUGCGUGCCUUCGUUGCCGUAUAUUUAUGGGAGAAAUUUGUAUGGGAAGUACAACUGGCGCCAUUGUAAAAAAGGAUUCUGAUCUCUUGAAACGAGUGCGCGCAAGGCAACAAAUUUCCAUAUAAAACGAUGGCCAACGAAUUAACUGAGGAGCAGAUCGCCGAAUUAAGAGAGGCGUUUUCUGUGUUCGACAAAGACGGCGACGGAUACGUCACCACCGAAGAGCUUGGCACCGUCAUGAGAUCUCUGGGCCAAAAUCCCACAGAUGCCGAAUUGCACGACAUGAUCAAAGAGGUGGACAUCGACGGAAGUGGCAGCAUCGACUUUCCAGAGUUCCUGACUUUGAUGGCCAAGAAGAUGAAGGAAGCUGUCGACGAAGACGAGAUCAUGGAAGCCUUCAGGCUCUUCGACAAAAAUGGCGACGGUUACAUCGAUGCAAACGAACUUCGCUCCGCCAUGAAGAGUCUGGGCGAAAAGCUGACGGCCGAAGAAACCGAAGAAAUGAUUCGCCACGCCGACAUCAAUGACGAUGGAUUGAUUAAUUACGCCGAAUUUGCUAGGAUGAUGUCCAAAAAAUGAAAUCCAAAUACAAAAAUACAAUUUCUUUUGGACGGGAUAUUUACUUAUCCUUCUAAAUUUGAAUAAAAUUGUAAUUUUCAAUUA